Chlorocebus sabaeus (green monkey) is the source of this 4324-nucleotide messenger RNA. It is a transcript of the gene FBXW10B, whose product is annotated as F-box and WD repeat domain containing 10B. Gene Ontology annotation, molecular function: protein binding. NCBI's taxonomy places the organism in Eukaryota, Metazoa, Chordata, Mammalia, Primates, Cercopithecidae. The record is from RefSeq and is a predicted model, not a curated record.
CCUUCUCUUUGCCACCCUCCUUUGUCUGGCCUUCCUGACUGAUUAAAUAUUAAUCUACUCACACAUUUUCUCCAGAUUCCUCUUCAGACAGAAGAGGUUGAGCUGUGAGAACUGAUCUCAUUCUUAACCUGAUUCCUAUUCCCCCCAUUCUGACCCUAGUAUGUGACUACCAUCGCCAACCAAACCCCAGCGAUGGAUUCCAUUACCUUUCUCUGGUUAUGCCUGGUCUUCCAACAUGGGCAUUAGAAAGGCACACAAUAUUGCAAACCUUUUGGUUUUAUCUAGGGUAAUGAUGCUUUAGUAACAGUAACAAUAGUAACAACAACUGAUCUCAGAUAUUUAAUGCAAUCCUAGAAGGUAGUUAUCAUUUUUAUUACCCGCUUUUAUCUUCUCCAUCCUCAUAACUAUGAUGGAGACACUGAGGCUCAGAGAGGACAGGUUGCUUGCUAAGACCAUAUAGCUCCUAAGUACCAGAGUCAAUGUUUGAACCUAGUCUUGCCUGAAAUAGGAGAAUUAUCUCAGCAUGACUUUGAAACUCUUUCUGUCAGCUGCCCAAUAUGUUUUGCCUGGGCACUUUGACAAUGGUGAGAUUUCUGGUUAGUAUUCUGAAGCAGUUAAAUAACUUAAGUUUAUAUUAAACAUUUCUGGUUUUACUUUGAUGAUGACUUAAGAAAAUGAAUAUAAACAUAUUUAGUAUCAUUGGGAUAGCCACCUUGUAACUGAACAGAUAUAAACAUAAGAAGUUUGCAUCUUAUUUUAUAUUCAUGAAUAUUCAGAAGCCAUAUAUAACAGUAAUUAAAGCACAAUACCAGUAAUAGUCCACAUAUUACUUAAAUUUGGCUAACAGUAUUCUUGUUGUUCUAGAAAUGAGAUGACCAGCUCUUUCAGAAUAUACAACAACUGCCUCCACAUAAAGCAGUACCAGGUUUAGGAGAUUUACGGUAAAGCCAUGUUUCCAAGGAGGUCUGUACAAAAAGCCAGACUUCUACCGGCAGUUUCUGAGAGAGAUACGCUUUCCAUCCAUGGCAGCCAUUUACUUUUGCUCUGGGAGACGUUUGUAAUUGAAAAGGCACAACUGGGGUAUUUAUUCAUUUCUCCUGUUCCUCUAGUGUUCGGUGGUGUUGCCGCUGCAAGUGGGCAGGGCUAAAAUGAGCUGGUUAUCUCAGGAUCAUGGAAAACCUGGAAUCAACGCUCAAGAAUGCCCCCUAUUUUCAUUGUGAGAAGGGAACCGAUUCCAUCCCUCUAUGCCAGAAGUGUGAGACGUGUGUCUUAGCCUGGAAGAUCUUCUCUACCAAAGAGUGGUUCUGCAGGAUCAAUGACAUAUCACAGAGGAGGUUUCUAGUUAGCAUUCUGAAGCAGUUAAAUAGCUUGUAUUUGUUACACUAUUUCCAAAAUAUCCUUCAGACCACACAGGGAAAGGAUUUCAUCUAUAGCAGGUCCCGGAUCGACCUCAGCAAGAAAGAGGGGAAAGUUGCGAAGUCCUUCUUGAACCAAAUGUUGGAUAAAACAGUAGAACAGAAGAUGAAGGAGAUCUUGUACUGGUUUGGGAACAGCACCCACUGGACCAAGGCGAAUUAUACUCUCUUACUGCUGCAGAUGUGCAACCCCAAAUUACUGCUCACUGCUGCCAAUGUGAUCAGAGUCCUGAUUCUGAGAGAGCAGAACAGUAUCUCAGGGCUCAAUGAAGACAUCACAGAUGGGUGUUUUUCCCCCAAGAAAGAUGACAGCUCCAAGUCUGUGACCUCACAAGUCUAUUGGACAGCCAAAACUCAGCACACAUCCCUUCCUUUGUCCAAAGCCCCAGAAAAUGAACACUUACUUGGGGCAGCUUCUAACCCUGAGGAACCAUGGAGGAAUUCACUCCAGUGUAUUUCCGAAAUGAAUAGGCUGUUUUCUGAAAAAGGAGGCAUAACCAAGCCAGGGUACGAUCCCUGCAAUCUAUUGGUUGACCUGGAUGACAUCAGAGACCUGUCUUCUGGGUUCAGCAAAUACCGAGACUUCAUCCGUUACCUGCCCAUCCACCUCUCCAAGUACAUUCUAAGAAUGCUGGAUAGACACACCCUGAACAAGUGUGCCUCUGUGAGCCAGCACUGGGCUGCCAUGGCUCAACAGGUCAAGACGGACUUGUCAGCGCACGGCUUCAUUCAGAACCAGAUUAUCUUCAUGCAGGGGUCCUACACAAGAGGAAUUGAUCCUAAUUAUGCCAAUAAGGUUUCUAUCCCAGUUCCUAAAAUGGUAGAUGACGGGAAGCGUAUGCGUGUGAAACAUCCGAAGUGGAAGCUGAGGACGAAGAAUGAGUACAACCUGUGGACUGCAUACCAGAACCAGGAAACGCAGCAGGUCCUAAUGGAGGAGAGAAAUAUUUUCUGUGGAACCUACAAUGUUCGCAUUCUGUCUGGCACGUGGGAUCAAAAAAGAGUCAUCCACUAUUCCGGGGGAGAUCUGAUAGCUGUGUCAUCUAAUCGAAAGAUCCAUCUUCUGGACAUCAUACAAGGAAAAGUGAUACCUGUUGAAUUCCGAGGCCAUGCUGGGAGUGUCCGGGCCCUCUUCCUAUGUGAGGAGGAAAAUUUUCUCCUAAGCGGGAGCUAUGACCUAAGUAUCAGAUACUGGGAUCUGAAAAGUGGGGCUUGCACACGAAUCUUCAGUGGUCACCAGGGGACUAUCACUUGCAUAGAUUUGUGUAAGAACAGGCUCGUGUCGGGAGGAAAAGAUUGCCAGGUAAAAGUAUGGGAUGUAGACACAGGGAAGUGCCUGAAGACGUUUAGACACAAAGACCCCAUCUUGGCCACCAGGAUCAAUGAUACCUACAUUGUGAGCAGCUGUGAGCGAGGGGUGGUGAAAGUGUGGCACAUUGUCAUGGCCCAGUUGGUAAAGACUCUCAAUGGCCACGAGGGAGCCGUGAAGUGCCUGUUCUUCGACCAGUGGCAUCUCCUCUCAGGAAGCACUGAUGGCCUGGUCAUGGCCUGGAGCAUGGUGGGGAAGUAUGAGCGCUGCCUGAUGGCCUUCAAGCAUCCCAAGGAGGUGCUCCAUGUGUCCCUUCUCUUCCUCCGGGUCAUCAGCGGCUGCGCAGAUGGCAAGAUCAGAAUUUACAAUUUCCUCAACGGGAACUGUAUGAAGGUGAUAAAAGCCAAUGGCAGAGGCGAUCCUGUGCUGUCCUUCUUUAUUCAGGGCAACAGGAUGGUGGUCAACACAGAGAGCAAUGUUCUCAUGUUCCAGUUUGAACACAUAAAGUGGCAGUAUGCCAUGGAAAAAACAAAACAAAAGAAUAAGAAGGAGAAAGAGGAGGAAAAAGAAGAAAACAGCCUCAUGGAAAUUCUCUCUAAGUCUAAUAUGCAGGUUCACAGCCCAAGAGAAUCUGUAUCCAGUAAACAAACUGUGAUCCAAGAGCUCCUACCGAGCAAACCUCCCAAGUCCCGAGUACUCCUGAAGCCGGCCAAGUUCUCUUCAGAAGCAGAUGAUGUGGAGAAAGCACAAAAACAAGGACAAUUGGAAACUCCUGAAAACCUGCUCAAUCACCCAAAGAAAAAGUCUUGGAAAAUUCCUAUGUCACCUGACCAAUUCCUCCUGACUGUCAGCGCCCUGCAGCAAGCCCAUAAUUCCGGGAAAUUCGCCUAUCCCUGUAGGCCCCGAACAGAAAUUAUUGAUGUCUGGGGACCUUCAAUUUCACACCCAAGGAAGGUCUUGAAUUUCAAAGGAAAAUCAAUCCAACAUGCAGUUGAUCAGUUGAGAUUGAGCAAUCCUCCUAUAGAUGUGAAACAAACCAGUAUUCCCCUUGAAAUCCAGAAACUGCAGCCCAACUUGAAGAUCUCUUUGCACAGUCCCAGUGUCCAGUCCACCUUGCCGCAGCCCAUGAUUAUCCGCUCCAGGUUCUCUCGCAGCUUAAAGGGUGGAGACCAAGUGACCAGUUCAAUUGAAAGGGCAGUGUGCAGUCCCCUGACCAGUAUGCAGGUCAUUAAACCAAACCGCAUGCUAGCUCCACAAGUGGGCACAGCCACCCUGUCUCUUCACAAAGAACGGCCUCGCAUCUACACAGCCCUUGAUCCCCUUAGAGUGAACACUGAGUUCGUGCUGUUGACCGUGAAGGAGGAGAAAGAGCACCAGGAAGCCAAGAUGAAGGAAUAUCAGGCCAGGGAGUCCACUGGAGUGGUUGAUCCAGGAAAAGCCAGCAAAGCUGCAUGGAUCAGGAAAAUCAAAGGCCUGCCUAUUGAUAAUUUCAUGAAGCAAGGGAAAACAGCGGCCCCUGAACUUGGACAAAAUGUAUUUAUCUGAACCAGCCUUGGGAAAUUACAAUGUUUUGCAAUAAACAGCCAAGUGGAUGUUGCUA